UUAACGGGAGACAAAAGCUUGUGCUUUUAGAGAAAUUUAACUGGCGUUCAUAUUUGUAUUUGGGCGUGGGGAGGGCGGAAUAAUAGAGGAUUUCUUCGCGUUGUCUUAGCAGGUGUGAAGGAGGUGCACAUCGGAUUUACAAGCAUUCUUGUUAAUGAAACUUUGUUACGAAUUUCGGACUGGGGUUACCAUCCGCCAUGUUAAGAUAAAGACCAGGAGCUCUGUGUUGAACAUGCUAAAGCGACUGGACAAAAUCCGGUUCAGAGGUACCAGGAGAGAUGAGUUUCUGGACCUUGCGGAGUCCCCCAAUGCCUCGGACAGUGAAUGUAAUGAUGAAGUCGUGAUAAAACCAAGAUCGUCCUCCAAAGACACAGAGGAGCUACGAGAUCCUGCUGGUUCAGGAUCUGUCAUCAUGGCUGCUGCCAUUCAGGAUUACCAGAGAACUGAGUCAGAGCGACUUAGUGAGGUCAAAGGGCACCUGGAGAUUGCCUUACUGGAAAAGCACUUCCUCCAAGAGGAGUUGAGGAAGCUCAGAGAAGAAACGAAUAUUGAGUCUUUGAAACAGGAGCUGGAGAAAGAGAAAACCAGAAGACUCGACCUUGAGCAGAAAAUGAAUGAAGUUCUUAAAUCAAGACUAGAAGACUCUCCUCCACAAGCCCCUAAAUCACAGAGCACUGCCCCCAAUGGAACAGGAGACAGGCAGAGGGAGACUGUUUCGUCCAGACUGUGGAAGUGGGUCUAUGAUCGAUUUGGCAUUUACAUUGAGGACUUCCGUUUCCAGCCUGAGGAAAACACUGUGGAGACAGAGGAACCGCUAAGUGCUAAAAGAUUGACUGAGAACAUGAGGCGACUCAAGCGAGGGGCCAGGCCUGUGACUAACUUCAUGAGGAACCUGUCUGCCUUAUCCAGCUGGCACUCUGUCUAUACAUCUGCUAUCGCCUUCAUAAUCUAUAUGUAUGCUGCGUGGCAUGGCUGGGCCAUUCCCAUGUUUCUGUUUUUAGCCAUCCUGAGGCUGUCCUUGAAUUACCUCAUAGCAAAAGGUUGGAGGAUUCAGUGGAGUAUUGUGCCUGAAGUAUCUGAAUCUGUGGAGCCUCCAAAAGAAGACCUUACAGUCUCAGAAAAAUUUCAGCUGGUUCUAGAUGUUGCACAAAAGGCACAGAACCUCUUUGGGAAAAUGGCAGAUGUCCUAGAGAAAAUUAAAAACCUUUUCAUGUGGGUAGAACCAGAGAUCACACGGAAGCUGUAUGUGGGGCUUUGGCUGGCCCUCCUGUCCUCCUGCUCUCUGCCAUACAAACUCCUGGGCUUCAUCAUCGGUCUUUAUGCUGGAAUUAAGUUCUUCAUUAUCGACUUCAUAUUUAAGAGCUGCCCUAAGCUGAGAGACAAAUAUGACACUCCGUACAUCAUCUGGAUGAACCUCCCUACUGACCCACAGCUGAAAGAGCGUAGCAGUGUCACCCUCAACCGACGGAUCCAGCCCGCUGUGAUGCGCGGUAACCCAGGCAACAGCGUGCCCUGCGGCCUGAGCCGCGAUGAGGAGACGGGUCGCAUCUACAGCACCAAGAAAGGGGCUUUCCAUGAGGUCUUCGGCCUGGCCGAGAGCGAGCGCCCUCUCCCAGUUUGUGAAAACGGCUGGAGGUGCUGUCUGAUAAACAGAGACAGAAAGAUGCCCACGGACUACAUUCGUAAUGGUGUACUGUACGUGACAGAAAAUUACAUUUGCUUUGAGAGCUCCAGCUCCAGAUCAAGCUCCUCGAAGAAGAAUAAAGUCAUCAAACUGGUGGACAUCACAGAUAUUCAGAAGUACAAAGUCCUGUCAGUCUUGCCUGGGUCUGGCAUGGGAAUCUCAAUAGCUACUCCCUCCACACAAAAGCCUCUGGUGUUUGGUGCUAUGAUGCAUCGAGAUGAGGCUUUUGAUGCCAUAUACACACAGUAUAUAAAGAUAACAGCCACUGCAACUCCUCAACUCAGUAACCCUGACACCUAGGACCACCCCUUCUAUACAUACACGCUCUCAGACUCACGCUCACACACAUUCUCACACAUGCGUGCGU
Messenger RNA from Chanos chanos (milkfish), 2051 nucleotides. RefSeq names its product GRAM domain containing 4b (gene gramd4b). The transcript has 19 exons. The coding region runs from base 155 to 1984 and encodes 609 amino acids. The record is from RefSeq and is a predicted model, not a curated record. Lineage: Eukaryota; Metazoa; Chordata; Actinopteri; Gonorynchiformes; Chanidae. Gene Ontology annotation, biological process: negative regulation of toll-like receptor 9 signaling pathway; apoptotic process.